AUCACAUGUUUUACUGGCAUUUUCAGUCCUGGUCUAGUCCUGGUUUAGUCCUGGUCAUGGCCCUCACAGCUCUGGUCCUGCUCUGGUCCAUCUAUAGUUUGGGGGUCCUGACAGAAGACAACAGCUCAGAGCCGCUCAGGUUGGUGGGAGGAGCCAGUCGCUGUGCUGGGACUGUGGAGGUGAAACAUGAAGGAGAGUGGAGACGAGUGGAGCCUUUGGGAGGCUGGUACCAGGAGACCACAUCUGUUGUGUGCAGAGACCUGGACUGUGGUUCUGCUGUUUAUGGAGAAAAGAGAAAUGAUUUUCCACAGAGUCGUGUGUGGGAGGUCUCAUCUGACUGUGUGAAGGAGUCUUCAGUGAGAGAAUGUGUCUCUGGUUCAUCUUCUUCUUCUUCCUCGGGUCUGGAGGUGAAAUGUUCAGGUAAAAGUGUUUUUGUAAAUGUUCAGGUGGAAUGUGUCCAAAUAGAAGAAAGGAAACAUGUGUGACAUGGUUAAAUGUGUGAAAAGUCCCUUUUGCAGCAGAGUUCUGCUUUAAUAGUUGAAUCUUGUAGAUUGUGUGCAGCAGUGACAGUGACAGACUGUCUCAUGUUCUCUUUGCUGAUUCUCUGGAGAUGGAGUAAACCUGUGUGUUUGUGAUGGACGAUGCUGGGAGUGUGUGUGUGUUUGAUUCUUGUUGUA
Messenger RNA from Boleophthalmus pectinirostris (great blue-spotted mudskipper), 677 nucleotides. Its product is annotated as CD5 antigen-like. NCBI's taxonomy places the organism in Eukaryota, Metazoa, Chordata, Actinopteri, Gobiiformes, Gobiidae. The transcript is spliced from 3 exons. Gene Ontology annotation, cellular component: membrane. The coding region runs from base 6 to 485 and encodes 159 amino acids. The record is from RefSeq and is a predicted model, not a curated record.